Gracilinanus agilis (Agile Gracile Mouse Opossum) is the source of this 1005-nucleotide messenger RNA. RefSeq names its product zinc finger protein 474 (gene ZNF474). Lineage: Eukaryota; Metazoa; Chordata; Mammalia; Didelphimorphia; Didelphidae. The record is from RefSeq and is a predicted model, not a curated record. The transcript has a single exon. The coding region runs from base 1 to 1005 and encodes 334 amino acids.
AUGGAAAAAUUGAAGGAAAAGAAUCCUCAUGGCUUAAGACAUAGUAUAGCAGGGCCUAGCCCUGCAAUCCUUUCUAGUGAUUCCAGUGAUACAUCAGAAACAAAAAGACUUAGUACUUCUAAGGUUGUUAAAAAAAACAGUCAGAUAAAGAGACCAAGUACUGUCAUCAUACCUAAAAGAUCCAGUAAGGGAAGUAUAUCUGGUAGUCCAGGUAAUCAUCCUAUCAUCCCACCCCGAAGACCAAGUUUUAAACUGUGCUAUAUUUGUGGAAGAGAAUUUGGUUCUCAGUCCCUUUCCAUUCAUGAACCCCAGUGCCUGCGGAAGUGGCAUAAUGAAAACAAUAAGUUGCCCAGACACCUCAGGAGGCCACCACCCAGAAAACCACAACCUCUAGGUAGUACUGUUUCUUAUAAUUUGCGCACUCUCAACAAAGCUGGCUUGCAGAGUGGUCAGGCUCAGCCACUGCCUUGUGAACACUGUGGUCAAACUUUCUUGCCUGAUGAUCUUGCUGUUCACCAAAAAACUUGUAAGCAAAAAUCUCAAUCCUUUGAAAAUUGUCCUACCAAGAAGGAAAUGUUUGUUGAAUUCAUGUUCCUACCAAGGACUGCCAUCUGUUACAUUUGUGGCCAGAAGUUUGUCAGCCAGACCCUUCCUGCCCAUGAGGUGGAGUGCCUGGAGAAAUGGAAAGUAGAAAAUGAUAGACUCCCUGAAGAGCUUCGCCAGAUGCCCCCUCAGAAGCCACAGCAAUUUUCAAAUAAUCUAGCUAAGUCUGAGGAAAAACCAAGUUCCAAUGACAAUCGUGAGGACCAGCUAAUUGUUUGCUCCCUGUGUCAUAAGUCUAUUAAACCAGAUCGUUUUCAAGUACACCAAAAAUUUUGCAAAGGUCAAGCCUCUGGGUCUGGCACCUAUGAAAGUAGUGGCAAAAUGGCAGAGGCAGUUAAAAUUCGUCCACAAAACAGCAAGGCAGGAUCCUCAUCACCUGACAAGGUAAUUCCUUGUCCAUAA